AGACGUUUUAUUUCUCUGCUCAGACGCCUCUAGGUGGCACUGUUUAACAGUGUGUGAGAUCGAAUUACAGUAGCUUAUAUUUAUAAAGCAUAAAAUAAUUCAUUUGUGGAUUGCUCUGUGUGUGGGUAUAAGGGUUCAUUGUUGCCCUUGAGCUCCACUGUCACCUUUUGCUUGUGCUCCACUCCUGGUGGCCUAAAUCAAACGGCCUGUUAUCUGCAGUGUAUUAAAGCAGGAAUUAAGUGUAAUAAUAAACUGGCUUUAAUUGGUUUCAUUUUUAUUACUGACUCUUUUGUAAUAAAGUAGAUAAGGAUAUCUCGCUCGCUCACGGAGAUACCAAAACGUAUCUCAUUACAUGUUAUGUAGCGUGGACUGAACUGUUCAGACAGCCUCGAUGAAGUUCUUUUUUGUACUGCUAAACUCCGCCCUGGUGGCCGACUUUAACCUACUUCUUUUAAGAUUUCAAAGCGGCGAGUUUGAGUCCGGGUGGUGGGACAGAGCGGGCUUCCAAACACGUGUUACAUCGACCUCUAAAUCUAUAUCUAUUCAUGAAAUAUCCCGCUGAUCUUUUAUGUUGAGCUUAUUUAUAGUUUGAGGGGAACAGUGUGACUACUAUACUUGUUUUCGAGGAGGAAACGCGCUGUAAACUUUGAGCGGCACUGUACUCUCAUGUGUUACACAUUUGUAACAAACAGAAACGUUUUGACUUGAACUCGCUUUUUUUUUCUUUUUGCUGAAAAUAGUUAUUUGUAACACAUUUUGAUCGUUUUAUUUAGCUUUAGUUAUUAUUAUUAUAUAAACGAGACACAACUGGAAAGCAUUGUAUGAUCCUCUAUGUGCUCUAUUACUGAUUCCACUGAGAAGACUUGAACAUGAACGAGAAACACACGCUGGAAAACACUAAACUAAAUCCGGAAGACUUGGCGAACUAUGCGAAGCUCGAGGCGGGCGACGCGUCUAAGCUCCCCGGCGACCAGAGCCCAGAGGACGGCCACGGGGAGCCGCAGCCGACCCGUCUGUACAAACGCCGCUGGAUUAUCGUGUUUCUGUUCAGCUCCUAUUCGCUGUGCAACUCGUAUCAAUGGAUCCAGUACGGAAUCAUCGGAAACAUCUUCAUGAAGUUCUACAACGUGGAAGCGUUCACCAUAGACUGGACGUCGAUGAUCUACAUGCUGACGUACAUCCCGUUGAUCUUCCCGGUGACCUGGCUGCUGGACAGAAAGGGGCUCCGGGUGAUCGCGCUGGCGGGCACGGCGCUCAACUGCGUCGGGACGUGGAUCAAAGUGGCCAGCGUCCGGUCCGAUCUGUUCGCCGUCACCUUCCUGGGGCAGUUCUGCUCCUCCUUGGCGCAGGUCUUCAUCCUGGGGAUGCCGUCGAAAAUCGCCUCGGUGUGGUUCGGUUCGGAGGAGGUGUCCACCGCCUGCUCCAUCGGAGUCUUCGGGAAUCAGAUGGGCUGUGCCAUCGGGUUCCUCUUGCCUCCAAUCCUGGUGCCUAACGUGGAGGACAUGGACGAGCUGGCAAAGCACAUCAAAACCAUGUUCUACAUAACAGCAGGAGUGGCUUCUUUUCUUUUUAUCCUCGUUAUCUUUGUUUUCCAGGAGCGCCCGAAGCUUCCACCGACUCUGGCGCAGGCCUCAGCUCGCACAAUGCCCCCAGAGGACUACUCCUAUCUAGCAUCCAUCCUCAGGCUGCUUCGAAACAAACCCUUUGUGCUCCUCAUCGUCAGUUAUGGUCUGAACGUGGGUUGCUAUUAUGCUGUAGGAACUCUGCUGAACCGCAUGAUCAUCGACCGUUACCCUGGUGAAGAAGUGAAUGCUGGGAGGAUUGGGCUCACAAUUGUCGUUGCAGGGAUGGUCGGCUCCCUGAUCUGUGGAAUCUGGCUCGACAGAACAAAGACAUACAAACAGACCACUCUGGCUGUGUACGUCAUGACUCUGGUGGGUAUGAUCGUAUACACUGCGACACUCGACCAGGGACUCCUCUGGGUGGUGUUCAUCACUGCUGGAUCCCUUGGGUUCUUCAUGACAGGCUACCUGCCUCUCGGUUUCGAGUUUGCAGCUGAGCUGACGUACCCGGAGUCAGAGGGAACGUCUUCGGGAUUGCUGAACUGUUCAGCACAGGUGUUUGGCAUCAUAUUCACCAUCAGCCAAGGGAAAAUCAUCGACAAGUUUGGGACGUUGGCAGGAAACAUCUUCCUCUGUGUCUUUCUGCUAAUUGGCUCAAUAAUGACAGGUUUGAUCAAGUCUGAUCUACGGAGACAAAAUGCAAACCGGCAGGCCAAAGAAGAGGCGGAGAGACGGAUGCUGGAGCAAGACUACGGAGCGACAACCCAAAUCUCACCCGAGCCACAAACUGCUUCCUCUCAAGCCUGAUCAAACAAAAAAUUUUCUGUGCACACACAAAAAAAAAAAUCUCCUCAAAUUUUAGCUCAACACACAGCAUUAGAAAGGUAGGAGCACAGAACAAUCACACACUGUUGUUGAUUAUCUUGCCACCUGCUGUACACUAUUUCACUGCGCACCUUUAAAUCUCUCCACUCUGUCUCUCUGUUUGUGAAGAUCAAUGCUUAAUCAACUGUAUUUUUUAAUUCUUUCACUGUGUGUUGCUUGAAAUUAUUUUUUUCCCCCCAGAUUCAGAGAAUUAAUCUGAGCGAGCAAAAUGUGUUUUGCUCAAAUUACAUUUUUCAAAUGUAUUAUUACAGACACUGAAGGAAAUACAUUUAGCUAACUCACCAUGUAAAAGGUACUUUUGCAAAAGGAAAAGAAAAAUCUCCAACAGCUGAACAUAUUUGUUAGUCUCUUAAAGAUUUUUCGUUCACAUCUUAUUUUAAACAAUUUAUGGAAAAAAUUUAAAAAUCAAACUAACCUCUGUUUAAGGGUUUAAGUGUAGCUCAAAGGAAAUCGGUAGAAUAAACCAGAUCAUAUGUUCAAAGUUUUUCUUCCUCAUAAUUCGCAGCAUUAAAGUAGCUAUAUUGUCACACUGUAGUUUGGUAUACUACUGAUAUUUAUCAUUUUUUUUAAUAGCAGAAUUUUAUUUAAGCUUCAUGUAAUCUCUCAUGGUCCUCCCAUCACCAUACUUUACUGCCUCCAUCUGACGUAUUUGUAUUUUAUUGGGAUUUUAUUUGAUAUAGCAAGACAAAGUAGUGCCUGAUUGUGUGAACUGCUAGAACUUGAUAGUUUAAAAAAAUCUUUACAAGUACACAAAUGUAACAGCCUUCCUCAUUAUCCAUUAUAGCUGCUGAAACAGAAGAAGCAGAAUUAACAAAUAAUUUUGCGUAUGCUGUCUUUUUACUCCCCAUCAUCCUUUAGUCCUAACAGAGAACUAAUCUUUUUUUUCCAGAUUUAAGCAAAUUAAUGUUUGUUUGUUUUUUUUCUCUUUACCGUUAAUGAAUUAGAAUGAAAAGGUUCUCAUUUGUUGGUGGUCAGAACCAAACGUACUCAGUGUGAAGCAUUAUUAUCAGAAAUGUUUUUGUGUAAAUACUCUUACUAUGUUUGGCUAAACAUGCAAGUCAAAUGGCUAAUUUUACUGUACAUACAGACAUUUAUAUUAACUUAAUACGUUUUUUUAAUUUACAGGAACCUCCUGAUUCCUCCAUGGGAAACUUGGACUCACCCACCAUCAUCAAAGAAGUCCGGUUAUAGAGGAAUUAAUUUAAUCUCCGACGAUUUUAAUCUCAAGUACUGAUAAUCAUGAAACCACCAGAUUGCUUUCUCUUCUGAAUAGACUGAGACAAAUCUGUGAAACAAUGCUGCCUUGACAGUUUGAUCUGUCAGUAUUUUAUUUUUUUAAAAUGUUUAUUAAUAUUAUCUGACUGAAAUAGAGCAACAAGGUUUGAUACUUUGUUGUUUCACUUUAGAUUUGAUUUCAUUACACAGUAGUUUUGAAAUUUAGGUGUCUGAUUAUGUCCAGAGUUGCUGGGAAAACUGAAAUCGUAAUAGUGUUUUUUUUUUUUUUUGUUUUCUUUGUUUUCUUGGUUUUUUUUUUGUUUUGUUUUGUGCAAACCUCAUGAGGUGAGAGGCAGUGUUACUACUACUAGAGUUUGUCAAAACCCAAGUAAUGAAAACAAAGAAAUAUCUGCACACUUUAUGAAAACAGUCAACUUGUGCUGCUGUAGUAGAAUCCAAUAUUAGAGACUGGCUUAAAGGGGCAGUGUUAUGUAAAAUUGACUUUCUUGAGCUUUACACCAUGUUAUAAUGUUAUUCCCUCAUCAAACACAUACCUGAAGUGCUGCCUUGAUUCUUCCAUUCAUGUUUGAGAAAUUAUUCAGUCUCCCGUGGCAACCAUUCAGCUGUGCACAACGCCUGGGGGGACCUAGCACCACCUUCGAGAUGCAACUUCAGCUUCGUGCUGCAGUUUCGAAGCAUCUGAGCUCCCAUCUCACAGAGCAGCCCUCCCCAGCAACUGCCCCACUCAGCUCCUUCAGACUAGUCAGCAGCAAUUAGUAAAUAUCUGGUGGAUCUGCUGGGCUUGUUAUGCGAGCUACUUCUCAGUGCAACGCUGGUAAAACCGCUGUUGAAGGGUUAAUAGAAGAGUGAUGUUGUGAUUACUUCCUGAAAGUGAGUUUUCAGAGAAAGAGGCCCAAUUUCAAGUCACUAAAUACUGAAGUCAAAUUUCUUUUGAGUAAUAUUUGUUAUACGCAGCAUUUUUAUAACAACUGAAGGCAAGAUAGUUAGUUGAUUGUGCCAUAAAAUUUCACUAUGUGCCUACAAAACAGAUAAUAUUGCCCCCUUCACCGGAGAAAAAUAUCCAUGUAAUUGUAUCAGCGAGCAGAGCGCUCACUUCAGUUUUCAAAGGGCUGAAUCUAUACAGCACGUUUCCGGUCAUUCUAACUAUUCGAAGCACUUUACACCAAAACCAGAUUCAAACAAUCAUGCUCACAUUUGAACCAGUGUGUCAUCGUUCCAGUUAUUUCACUUUUGUUAUUUGUCCUGUUAUUUCUCUUUAGGUUAGUAGUUAUUUUUCUUUCAACCACUCUAAUGACUAGACUAAAUUUCUCUCACGUCAGCUGAGUGUUUUUUGUCUUUCACAGUUUUGAAGAGCGUCACUAAAUCUAGCCUCUGUGUUAGGUCAUAUUUAAAACACAUUUUGAAAAAGUAAAAGGUGGGUCUCCAAUUAAACACUAAUUAACUUAGAACACUAAAGAAAAAAAAUGACAAUCGUAUUUCAGCUACCUUCUUAGACUGGAUUAUUUUUUCCCGGUGGAUUAUUCUUUUCAAAUUAAAAGUUGGAUUUUUCUAAAAUUGGCAGUGCAAUAAAAUAAAUAUUUAAGGCUUUAUACUGUGAUAAAAAUGAUGUAAACUUUAUAACCGUGUUUUAGUUUUUAAAAAUAAGACUUAAUUAUAACAAAAGAGGGAUUCUAGUUUCUUGCAAUUUACUGAAGUGUAUUUAUUAGGGAUUUAAGUUAAUUAAAAGAACUAGUCAGAAAAUUAGAGAAGAAAUUUGGGAACAAUAUUGAUUGAGCAACACAGACCCACACCCUGCAUGCAAACAUCCACACUCAGGCAUUAGCACCAGAAUCAAAUUAAAGUUUGGACUAAUCCUGAUUUAUUAUUAUUUUUUAAGUUUUUGAUUCUCUGAAUUAGUAAAAUGCGAUAAGUGUCAGACAAACAGUCACACUUGCUUACAGGCAUUGAAUGACUCUUGUUCUGAUUACACUUUAUAGUUAUCAUAAUAUAAAGUAUGAUAGGCGCUCACGGAUGUCAUUAGAGUGGGAUAAGAGGUUGUUUUGCUAAUCUAAAAGGUUCAUCAAGGAUAUUUUCAAGGUCAGUUAGAGAUCUAUAAAAGUUUGAAAGGUCAGAUUUGAAGUGUUUGUGCUGAGUGCUAAUUUCACUU
Poecilia latipinna (sailfin molly) is the source of this 5829-nucleotide messenger RNA. RefSeq names its product feline leukemia virus subgroup C receptor-related protein 2-like. The transcript has 10 exons. Gene Ontology annotation, biological process: transmembrane transport; heme export. Lineage: Eukaryota; Metazoa; Chordata; Actinopteri; Cyprinodontiformes; Poeciliidae. Bases 870 to 2369 code for a protein of 499 amino acids. Gene Ontology annotation, cellular component: membrane. Gene Ontology annotation, molecular function: heme transmembrane transporter activity; heme binding. The record is from RefSeq and is a predicted model, not a curated record.